Brassica oleracea var. oleracea is the source of this 1188-nucleotide messenger RNA. RefSeq lists its product as uncharacterized. Lineage: Eukaryota; Viridiplantae; Streptophyta; Magnoliopsida; Brassicales; Brassicaceae. The transcript has a single exon. The record is from RefSeq and is a predicted model, not a curated record. The coding region runs from base 1 to 1188 and encodes 395 amino acids.
AUGGAGGACAUAGACAGCUUAUGCUCAGCUUUUCUGUGGAGUGGCUCUCCAAACGACUCUUCUAAAGCAAAGGUCUCAUGGACAGAGGUCUGCAAGCCGUUCAAGGAAGGUGGUUUGGGUAUUAGAAGCAUUGCUGACGUGUCAAAGGUUUUCUCUCUUAAGCUUAUAUGGAGGUUGCUUAGUGAAUCGCACUCGUUGUGGGUUGAUUGGAUGAAAAAGUACAUCUUACGGAAUGAAUCGUUUUGGGACGUAAGAGAUACUGGAUUAGGAUCAUGGGUAUGGAGAAAGCUCCUCAAGUUGCGGCAUCUGGCAAAGGAGUUUGUGCCCAUAGAAGUUCACAAUGGUCAGUCAGCUCGCUUCUGGACAGACUUGUGGCACCCACGAGGCAGACUGAUUGAGAUUGCAGGGGAAACCGAUACUCAAAAACUGGGCAUUGAUCGAGCAGCACUAAUCAGUGAUGUAAGGACUGCUGAUGGAGUUUGGAGAUUUCGGAGAUGCCGGGACAGACAGAUGCGCGAAAUUAUCAAUAUGAUUGAGAAUCAUCAGAUGGAAGUUAAUCACCACGCUCCUGACGUGGUCAUGUGGAGGAAAAAUGAAACCGAGUAUUGCAGACAAUUUUUCACAGCAGAGACAUGGCAAAGAAUUCGGAUUCAUGGUGGUCUCAAGGAGUGGAGUGAAGUUGUGUGGUUCCAAUUCCUCAAGGAGUGGAGUAAAGUUGUGUGGUUCCAAUUGAGAGUGCCGAGGUUUGCGUUUAUUUCUUGGCUGGCGAUAAGGAAUAGGCUCUCCACCGGCGAGCGCACAGGAGCUUGGGGCCAACCACAAGGAUGUCUCUUUUGUGGAGAGCCAAAUGAGACAAGAGAUCACUUGUUUUUUGCGUGCCCCUACACAUACACUCUAUGGCUUGAAGUUGUUGGCACUCUGCUAGGGAGACCACCUGAUCCUGACUGGGAGAGCACUCUUGAACUUCUUACUACCCAUAGCUAUGGGCGACUUGAGUAUCUGUUGGUAAGGCUGGUUUUUCAAACUGCAAUAUAUAUAAUCUGGAGGGAGAGAAACUAUCGGAAGCAUCUGAAGAAGCCAAAGUUGCCGAGUCAAUUGGCUAGGAUUGUGGACAAAACAGUUAGAAACAGAAUCACUUCUACUGGUUAUGCGACGAAGCCUCGGCUGAGAGGGCUCAUGCAAGUCUGA